AUGCGUGCGCCUCCCCCUGGCGAAAUCGCCAUGGCGAUAGAGUUCGGCAGCAGGCAGCGACUGCGGUGGAGUGUGGUGAGACCUGGUGUAAAUGAGUUUUCUCUCUCCCAGCAUGGAGGUGCCAGCGACACUGUGUUCACCUGUCUUCUCAACCUACUAGAGGCUCUCUGUCUAACUCUAACUACACUCAUCAUCUAGCUUCCCCAUAGAGACGGCUUAGAGACCGCUAGAGACUCUCUCCAAAAAUAUGUCUGGAAAAUGGCCGUCAAUCAAUGUUUUUUCCCCCCCUUUAGUAUUUUUAGAUCAUAACAUUUAAAUGGACAUAUGUUGUCAUAUUGUGGAUAGGUUGCAGCUCAAAUGUGAAAACAUGGCAUUACUGCUGCUACACAUUGGCUUGGCUCAGGAACUGUCAUAGGAUAGGUUAUAAUGUAGAUUUUGAAUUCCCUCUGUCUCCACCCCAUCCCCCUCUCUCACUCUCUCUCUCUCAUUGAAUUGGGUGUAGGUCAUCUCCGUGAGGUGUCAUUCAGCCUGUGUACCUGGUUGCUGACCUCAUCAGUAGGGUUUCUGCUCUGCUCCCCUACUGUAGCUGCUAUGAUGUGAUCCACUGACUACACUUUCUCUCUCUCUCUCCCUCUCUCUCUCUCUCUCUCAAUUCAAUUUCAAUUUCAAUUCAGUUUAAGGGCUUUAUUGGCAUGGGAAACGUGUGUUAACAUUGCCAGAGCAAGUGAAGUAGAUAGUAAACAAAAGUGAAAUAAACAAUAAAUAUUAACAGUAAACAUUACACUCAGAAGUUUCAAAAGAAUAAAGACAUUUCAAAUGUCAUAGUAUGUAUAUAUACAGUGUUGUAACAAUGUGCAAAUAGUUAAAGUACAAAUGGGAAAAUAAAUAAACAUAAAUAUGGGUUGUAUUUACAAUGGUGUUUGUUCUUCACUGGUUGCCCUUUUCUUGUGGCAACAGGUCACAAAUCUUGCAGCUGUGAUGGCACGCUGUGGUUUUUCACCCAGUAGAUAAGGGAGUUUAUCAAAAUUGGGUUUGUUUUCGAAUUCUUUGUGGAUCGCUGUAAUCUGAGGGAAAUAUGUGUCUCUAAUAUGGUCAUACAUUUGGCAGGAGGUUAGGAAGUGCAGCUCAGUUUCUACCUCAUUUUGUGGGCAGUGUGCACAUAGCCUGUCUUCUCUUGAGAGCCAGGUCUGCCUACGGCGGCCUUUCUCAAUAGCAAGGCUAUGCUCACUAAGUCUGUACAUAGUCAAAGCUUUCCUUAAGUUUGGGUCAGUCACAGUGGUCAGGUAUUCUGCCACUGUGUACUCUCUGUUUAGGGCCAAAUAGCAUUCUAGUUUGCUCUGUUUUUUUGUUUGUUCUUUCCAAUGUGUCAAGUAAUUCUCUUUUUGUUUUCUCAUGAUUUGGUUGGGUCUAGUUGUGUUGUUGUUGUUGUUGUCCUGGGGCUGUGUGGGGUCUCUCUCUCUCUCUCUCUAUCUCUCUCUCUCUCUCCCUCUCUCUCUCUCUCUCUAUCUCUCUCUCUCUCUCUCUCUCUCUCUCCAUCUCUCCUUCUUUCUCUCUCUCCCUGUUUCGCUCCCUCUCUCUCUGUUCUCUGUCUCUCUGAAAUGCAAUGUGAGGGUUAGAGGUGAGGGUUAGAGGGCGUCAGAAUAAAUAAGAUCUAAUUCCCCUGCAGGGUCUCACUUGUGUUCAGUAUUGACCCAAAAUAUGUUUUUUUGACCCUACACACACACACUCAUAUGCUAAACAAACAGGCUCUCUCACAGACAUACAAGCACACAUGCACACACACACACAGUCUUGUAUAACUAACCUUUUGGGGACACACAAUUCUGUUCCAUUCAAAAUCUUAUUUUCCCUAACCCCUAAUCCCUUACCCUGACCUUAACCCCAAAACCUAACCUUAACCUAACCCUAAACCUAACCCUAGCUCUUAACCCUUACCCUAAAACUAACUCUAGCUCCUAGCCCUAACCAUAUACCAAAUUCUAAACCUAACACUAACCUUAACUCUAAACCCCCUAGAAAUAGCAUUUGUCCUUGUGGGGAUGUUAACAAAAUAUCCCCAGUUGGUCGAAGUUUUGUUCGUUUAAUAUUAUUGUGGGGACUUCUGGUCCCCACAAGUAUAGUUAAACACAUCCAUACACACAGGCACACACACACAGGCCCACAAAUGCCCACUACCACACAAUCCCCCACCAACACAAGGAAUCAGCCUUCAUUUCUCCUCCUCAUGCUCCAGAUGAUAAUGGUAGUGUCUUGAAUCCUAUCGCCUCAUUCGCCUCCUUCUCCCGCUCAUCCUCCAGUACUGAGCCUUGUGAUACUUGUUAAACAAAUCCCUGUCUCUUUCUCUCUUUCUCCCGUCACCUGGCGAGGACCUGGGCUUCAUGCUCUGGAGAGAUAACAGAUUAUAGUACCAGCUCACGCAUUAAUAACCCACUAACCAACACACACACACACACACACACACACACACACACACACACACACACACACACACACACACACACACACACACACACACACUCACACUCCUAAUGACAGACAGAAGCUUCGUUUUACAUGUUUUACUUUAUGUAUUUAUGCAUUCUGCUCCUCUGAAUAAUCUAUUGAGGUUGGUUUGUUGUUUUUCUUACGCAAUGCGAAAAAUAACAUUGGAUAUAGAAAGAAAAGCUGGGAGUCAAUGGUACACUUUAUAUCAGGAGGAAAUUACAAUAGUGACAAUAGUGAAAACAAUCCUAUUUGUUUGUGGCACGGUUUGGGUGUGAACGUGCUUGUCUGGGAGUGUGUGUGGGCGUCGAGACAAAGCAGGAAUCAGUAAAAUGCCCAUAAUUAUAAGGGGGUAGUCAUAAUCAUCUCCUAUGCCAUGCGUAUGGGUUAGGGUUGAUUGAUAGGAUAAUGGAUGCCGGUAGGGUAAUGAUGGUAACCCAUCCUCACCUCUUUCUAUCUAUGUAUUUCUCUCUCCAUCUUUCUCUUUCUCUCUCUCUCUCUUCCUCCUUCCUGCUAGUGAGAUGUGGAAGCAUAGUGGUUGGAGGAUACUAUUUCUUAUCCCCAACCACCUCUUUGUAACUCUCUCUCUUUGUCCUUAAAACUUUCCUCACUCCUUACUCUCCCUCUCAUUUGUCCUCUCUCUCAUUUGUUCCUCCCUCUCUCUCUAUCUGUAUUUCAUCCUCAUCUCCUCUUUCUAGCAAUCCCCUCAUCCUCCUCACAGUAAUCUCCCCCUCUGCCUCCCCCACUCCUCCUCCUCCUCCUCCCCCUGUCUCUGUCAGGUUAAUACUGUCUGUGAGAUAGCCACACUCCCAGCUCCUUGCAUGCAGUAGUCUUAGGCGAGACAGAGACCAAAACGCUCCUGAUCCGUCUCCCUCGCCUCCUAAAACCACCUUCUCCCCAACCUGUAAUAGCACUGGAAGCUUGAGUCCUCAAAAUACACAAAGUCCCCGCAAUCCCCUUAGUAUGCUGUGUCUGUCCCCUCCUCUGUUUACAGUUCAAGCAAUAACCAGACCAUAAUGGAUAGAGAUGGAGACAGAUAUCAACACUUAUUUGCAUUUAUUAGGCCCGCCAUUAUAGGAACUCGGGCUUCCUGUUUACCUGAUCAUUUUUUGCCACACCGGGUUUUAUGAUGUAUUCACCGCUAUCUCCUCGCUCCCCUCCUCUGUCUGGUCACAAAAUGAAGUGGCUUAUAAAAACUACGGCUGAUAGAAUUCUUGUCAUGUUGAAAAGGCACUAUAUUACAGGGCUGAAGUGAGUGUAGAUUUAAGAGGUUUAUCUGCUGCGUGUGUGUGUGUGUGUGACAGAGACUAGAGUUAUUAGCCUUCAACAACAUUACUUUUAGGGUGUCUGUGCAUGCAAAAAACAUGCGUGAAUGUGUAUGUGUGAGUCAGAGACCUACAAUUAUUCGACUUUAACUUUUAAAAAUGUUCAAAAACUUGUAGCAUAUUGUUCACAGUGACUGUUACUCAUUAAAACCCCUUAAUACCAUAUGCCAGUUCAGCGCAUUGAACUCUCCAGCACACAUUACUGCCCAUUGUUUUGGGUCAUCAUCUCAGUUAAAAAUGUCUAAUGCUAAAUGAUGAUACAAUGGAGCUUCAAUGCCCCGCAAUUACCAGUUAGCAGUUAGCCUAUCUACUCUCUAGAAGAGAACAUAUCUGGAGUGUUACAGAUACCAAUGGUGAACCUCAGAACCCCACCCCAUCCUCACAUAAAGACAAAUCCAGACAUUUUAAUCCUGUCUGGUCUUCCCAUGUAAAGGGAAGAAAUAAUCUGCCUAUCUUUCUUAAAGGAGCAUCCCACCCCCCAACCACAAAUAUCCAUACAAGCGUGGAGACUCUUCUGUCAACAGGCAGGAGAAGAUUGCCCAAAACCCCAGCCUUUGAGUGCAAACAGGAGUCCCUCUGUAUAGUGAAGAUUUUGUGGCUGAUUUUCCAGACUCAAGGGUAACACUAAAGCAUGUAAAAGAGAGAGACAGCUGCAGUCAAAUAAGCUCUUUGAAGAACUACAUCAAACGGGCAAAUCAUCUCCCAGCUAUUGGGCGGACUGCAGCGGUACAGGGAGGACGUGAGGGCGAGAUGGAGGCGAGGGGCGAUGCUUUGUGGUUGGUCUGCUCCAUGUGUCUGUGGUAGGGUGGCCGAGUGGAUGUGCUGGGUAGGGGGGGCUUUUUUCUCCAUUGUCUCUACCUCUCUCUGUCUGUCUCCAUCACUUGCUCUCUCUCUUAUCUUUCUUUCUCUUUGUCUAGCUCCUCUCCUGCUUGGGGUUAUAUAUACACAUUAUAUAUACAUUAAAGGAUAAUACAUUAGAGGAUUCUGCAAAUCAGCUGUGCUAGACAAUGCUUUCUUUCUAAAAAUUAGCCGCCGAAAUUGUCGCAACCCCUAUUACUAGCCUGUUCAACCUCUCUUUCCUAUCGUCUGAGAUCCCCAGAGAUUGGAAGCUGCCGCGGUCAUCCCCCUCUUCAAAGGGGGUGACACUCUAGAUCCAAACUGUUACAGACCUAUAUCCAUCCUGCCCUGCCUUUCGAAAGUAUUUGAAAGCCAAGUUAACAAACAGAUCACCGACCAUUUCGAAUCCCACCAUACCUUCUCCGCUAUGCGAUCUGGUUUCCGAGCUGGUCAUGGGUGCACCUCAGCCACGCUCAAGGUCCUAAACGAUAUAAUAACCGCGAUCGAUAAAAGACAGUACUGUGCAGCCGUCUUUAUCGACCUGGCCAAGGCUUUUGACUCAUUCUUAUUGGCAGACUAAAUAGCCUUGGUUUCUCAAAUGACUGCCUCGCCUGGUUAACCAACUACUUCUCAGAUAGAGUUCAAUGUGUCAAAUCGGAGGGCCUGUUGUCUGGACCUCUGGCAGUCUCUAUGGGGGUGCCACAGGGUUCAAUUCUCGGGCCGACUCUAUUCUCUGUGUAUAUCAAUGAUGUCGCUCUUGCUGCUGGUGACUCUCAGAUCCACCUCUACGCAGACGACACCAUUUUGUAUACAUCUGGCCCUUCAUUGGACACUGUGUUAACAAACCUCCAAACAAGCUUCAAUGCCAGACAACACUCCUUCCGUGGCCUCCAACUGCUCUUAAACGCUAGUAAAACUAAAUGCAUGCUCUUCAAUCAAACGCUGCUUGCACCCGCCCACCCGACUAGAAUCACUACUCUCGGCGGGUCUGACUUAGAAUACUACAAAUACCUAGGUGUCUGGUUAGACCGUAAACUCUCCUUCCAGACUCACAUUAAGCAUCUCCAAUCCAAAGUGAAAUCUAGAAUCGGCUUCCUAUUUCGUAACAAAGCCUCCUUCACUCAUGCUGCUAAACAUGCCCUUGUAAAACUGACUAUCCUACCGAUGCUUGACUUCGGCGAUGUCAUUUACAAAAUAGCUUCCAACACUCUACUCAGCAAAUUGGAUGUAGUCUAUCACAGUGCCAUCCGUUUUGUCACCAAAGCCCCAUAUACUACCCACCAUUGUGACCUGUACGCUCUCGUUGGCUGGCCCUCACUACAUAUUCGUCGCCAAACCCACUGGCUCCAGGUCAUCUAUAAAUCCCCGCCUUAUCUUAGCUCAUUGGUCACCAUAGCAACACCCACCCGUAGUAUGCGUUCCAGCAGUUAUAUCUCACUGGUUCCCCAAAGCCAACACCUCCUUUGGCCGCCAUUCCUUCCAGUUCUCUGCUGCAAAUGACUGGAACGAACUGCAAAAAUCUCCCGCACUAUCUUUAAGCAUCAGUUGUCAGAGCAUCUUACCGAUCACUGCACCUGUACACAGCCCAUCUGUAAUUAGCCCACUCAACUACCUCAUCCCCAUAUUGUUAUUUACAUUUUUUUUUUUGCUCAUUUGCACCCCAGUAUCUCUAUUUGCACAUCAUCUUCUGCACAUCUAUCACUCCAGUGUUAAUACUAAAUUGUAAUUAUUUUGCACUAUGGCCUAUUUAUUGCCUUACCUCCAUAAGUUACUACAUUUGCACACACUGUAUAUAGAUUUUCUAUUGUGUUAUUGACUGUACGUUUUGUUUAUUCCAUAUGUAACUCUGUGUUUGUUGUUUUUAUCGCACUGCUUUGCUUUAUCUUGGCCAGGUCGCAGUUGUAAAUGAGAACUUGUUCUCAACUGUCUUACCUGCUUAAAUAAAGGUGAAAAAAAUUAAUAAAAAAAAUUAUAAUAUUGAUUAGCCAAAUCCCCCUCCUUUCCCCUACAACUAUCACCACCACCACGACAGGGAAGCCUGUUCCGCCACACGUAUCUGGGCCGCGUCCCGCCAAGCAGAGCUGUCACCCCCACACUGCGCUGGCUGACAGCUCCCCAAUCCUAAUGAAGCGUUAAUAAACCCAGUUCAAAACACUGUGUCACAGGGAGAAGCAAGGCACACACACAUAAAGGCCCGCAAAGACUGCCUGCCUCCCUGCCUGUGAGAUAACUCACACCCUCCUCUCUUUGUUGGCCAUCCUCUCCUCUCUGCCUGUUUUAUACUAUAUAUUCUCUGUUAGGGUUUUUGUAGUGCAGGGUUGUGUUCUCCUCCUGCUCCACACUACUACUACCAUGUCUUCUUCUUCAGCUAAAGUGAAUGUUUCAGCAUUGCGGUAUUCCUUUCCUUUACUACCUGUAUUCCUCUUGUUAUUAUCCCAAGCCUAACCUUGCUGGUGUCUACCACUUCAGUACCGCCUUGCGGCUCAGGGAGACGGGCUAAUUGGCAGUGAGGAGCAUUCUAAUUUAGAAGGUAGCUCGGUGACUUUUCAUCUUCCUACUUCUCCGGCCUUUCAAAUGAUAAUAAUGUGAAAAUGCAGGCAGGAAGUCCCUGAAGUUUUUUGCCGGCGCGUUCUGCUUGUUACACCGGUCACAUUCGCCGAGGCAAUUUGCCUCCUUGUCUGAGUCUGAGAGGGAAAGCUUAUCUGUGCUAACGCCGCCGCAGUGGCGAAGUGCGAUGCUCAGAAACUGGACGGAUCCGUUAGCAUUCAAAUCAAAGCGACCCCCUCUGUUCUUUCUUGCCCUUCCUUCCUUGCCUGUCAAGGUGCCUGCUAUGGCAAAGAAAAACUACCUCAGACUAUUAUUAUUGAAUGUGUUCGAGAAGAGACGAGGAGAAUUCUGUUGACUGUCACAAAGAAAACAGAGGCACGCUGGGAAAUGGCGAGGACGAGCCGUUGGCUGCAGGCUGAAGGCGGUGGCUUAACACGUAUAAUUUCACGGUGGCCCAUAAACCCGAGUGACAAUGUGCUUCCAUUGCUAGGCAAACCAUGUCCUCCUAUUGUGUUUUCAUCCUCCAUGGUGUCACCCAACAAACAAUGGUACAUCAAAGACAGUGUGGUUCUUUGGCUUCUGUUAGGAUAUAUUGAAUAAGGACGAAGGGGAAGCAAACCAAUGUCAGCAUAAAUCCUUCACUACAGUUGGUAGUGGUGUCGAUUGGUUUCAUGGUUGAAUGAUUUAAAAUGGCUUAGUAUCCGUUUCAGUCACAGAGGUGUGUCAAUGCCUCAGUUGAAUUUGUAUUGAUAAUCUAUACAUGAAAUACUAAAUAAAGUCUUCCCUCGUUCCCAGGGCCAUACAUAAAAUGUAUGCUCGCAUGACGGUUAGUCACUUUGGAUAAAAGCGUCUGUUAAAUGUCCUAUAUUAUUAUUACUUACACUGACCUUUUGGUUUGCUGUACGUCUUCUUUUCGUUAGUCAAUUCACCAUUUUAUGACCCAUGUUUUCAGCUCGUAAUAAUUUGGCUAGUCUUUCUGAGGUUAGAGCAAUACCGAGAUUGAUUUUAUGUGGUAGUUUAAUGGUGCACUGUUCUGGGCCUGCAUCUACAGUAGAAGACCUUUACUAAUCUUUUGGUUGAUAUUAACUGUCACCAGUUGUCCAGCUCCACUUGCAGUAUUGCACUGAAAUCGAACUGAAACAAAGACACAUUCGUUAGCGACACCACUCAGCCGUGUCUUAAAGCGUUUUGAAGACGAGAGCGGCAGAAAGAGAAAUGUGUCAAGAUUUGAGAAUGAGCGAGAGAUAUGUGUGAGGCUUUGAUCCGAAGACACACAAAAGCACUUCUCUUCCCCAGUCUCUCCUAGCCUGACGACUCACACUAAAUUAUUCUGCUGCUCUGUCUACAUACAGUGCAUUCGGAAAAACGUUUCUAUCUACACACAAAUCCCAUAAUGACAAAGCGAAAACAGGAUUUUAGAAAUUUUAGCAAAUCUAUAAAAAAAAUUAAAACAGAAAUACCUUAUUUACAUAAGUAUUCAGAUCCGAAAUUGAGCUCAGGUGCAUCCUGUUUCCAUUGAUCAUCCUUGAGAUGUUUCUACAACUUGAUUGGAGUCCACCUGUGGUAAAUUCAUUUCAUUGGACAUUAUUUGGAAAGGCACAUACCUGUCUAGAUAAGGUCCCACAGUUGACAGUGCAUGUCAGAGCAAAAACCAAGCCAUGAGGUCGAAGGAAUUGUCCGUAGAGCUCCGAGACAGGAUUGUGUCGAGGCACAGAUCUGGGGAAGGGUGCUAAAUAAUUUCUGCAGAAUUGAAGGUCCCCAAGAACACAGUGGCCUCCAUCAUUCUUAAAUGGAAGACAUUUGGAACCACCAAGACUCUUCCUGGAGCCUGCCACCCGGCCAAACUGAGCAAUCAGGGGAGAAGGGAUUUGGAGAACCUUCCAGAAGGACAACCAUCUCUGCAGCACUCCACCAAUCAGGCCUUUAUGGUAGAGUGGCCAGACGGAAGCCACCCCUCAGUAAAAGGCAAAUGACAGCCCGCUUGGAGUUUACCAAAAGGCACCUAAAGAACUCUCAGACCAUGAGAAACAAGAUUCUCUGUUCUGAUGAAACCAAGAUUGAACUCUUUGGCCUGAAUGCCAAGCGUCACGUCUGGAGGAAACCUGGCACCCUCCCUACAGUGAAGCAUGGUGGUGGCAGCAUCAUGCUGUGGGGAUGUUUUUCAGCGGCAGGGACUGGGAGACUAGUCAGGAUCGAGGCAAAGAUGAACAGAGCAAAGGACAGAGAGACCCUUGAUGAAAACCUGCUCCAGAGCGCUCAGGACCUCAGACUGGGGUGAAGGUUCACCUUCCAACAGGAGUGGCUUGAGUCCCUGAGUGGCCCAGCCAGAGCCCGGACUUGAACCCAAUCGAACAUCUCUGGAGAGACCUGAAAAUAGCUGUGCAGCGACGCUCCCCAUCCAACCUGACAGAGCUUGAGAGGAUCUGCAGAGAAGAAGGGAGAAACUCCCCAAAUACAGGUGUGCCAAGCUUGUAGCGUCAUAUCCAAGAAGACUCGAGGCUGUAAUGUCUGCCAAAGGUCCUUCAACAAAGUACUGAGUAAAGGGUCUGAAUACUUAUGUAAAUGCUAUAUUUAAAAAAAAAAUUAAAUUAUAAAUGUGUAAAAAUGCCUAAAUACCUGUUUUUGCUUUGUCAUUAUGGGGUAUCGUGUGUAGAUUGAUGAGGGGAAAAAACAAUUUAAUGCAUUUUAGAAUAAGGCUGUAAUGUUAGAAAAUGAGAAAGUCAAGGGGUCUGAAUACUUUCCGAAUGCGCUGUACGUUAGUCUGAAACUGCCAUCAUUGAAGUCGUUUGUAGUGAGGAGGGACAUGAGGGGCGUUGUACAAAACAAAGUCAUCAGCGAUUGGAUCGUCUCUAACCAAUUGGAGUAUCAAAGCCAAUGACUAAUUUUCAAACCGCAGCUUUACCCACUUGUGUUCUGGCUCUGGCCCAACCCAAUCAGAAGGUCCCGAAAAUGUUCGGAUUCGGUGAAGGGUCAGGGAGGUACUGAGAUCCAGACUCAGUGUGGAGAUGAAACUAACAUCGUGGCGUGGUGUAGCAUUUGGCCGGAGCAAGGAGUCUGGGUAGCCAGACAAAGUCUCUCCCAGAUCCUAGACUCUCAUUAAGGCGACCAGCGUGCUACCUACCUAGUUACGUACCCCCAAGAUCCAGGCUGUAUCACAACCGGCCGUGAUUGGGACUCCCAUAGGGCGGCGCACAAUUGGCCCAGCAUCAUCCGGGUUUGGCCGAUGUAGGCCGUCAUUGUAAAUAAGAAUUUGUUCUUAACUGACUUGCCUAGUUAAAUAAAGGUAAAAUAAAUAAAUAAAUAAAAUAAAAAUAAAAGAUCAACCUAAAGAAAUGGAGCAGUCUUCUGCGACAAACAUGGUCUGAAAACAGGAGUAAGACUUAAUAUUUUGGGGGUAGGGGAGAUUAAACAAAGAGUAUGCUGAAGGAUUGUUGGAUUAAUAUACCUUAGCUCCCGUUCCGAAAUGAAAUUCAUGGACAAAGCAUCAUAACAAAAGGUGGAUAUUGGACACAGAUAAACAUUAUUCCAAAUGUGGCGGUGCAUAGGAAAUGAGAGACUCAGAGCUUGUCGGAGCUCCUCCAGGGUCUCGCUCUCUGUGUUUGUUAUAAUGCUCGCUAUAAAUAUGUAUUGGGGGAGCGGGAAAAUUACGCUGAUUGUAAUCUGAUGGCGCUCCUUUGUCGAGAUUAUGAGAUACCAAAAUACCUCCAGUUGCAGACGCUAAAUUAGAAGUUCCACCCACUCAUAUCGGCAGAAUAAGUCACUCCGGAGUGGCAGGGCUGUUUAAUAAGGGGUUGGAAACAAAGUUCUCUAGAGGGAAAAUGUCUCUUUAAUUUUCAGAAAGGUAAAUAUUCAGGUGGUCUGCUCAGCUGCCAGUAGAAGAGCAUGCUGAAGCAUAGCAAUUGAGAUUGUAUUGUGAAUGCAAAGCGUCCUUCAAUUGGCCCUUCAGAAAAUUAAUGCAACUUGUUUGUACAGCCAGCCAGCUGUGACUGCCCGUGAAUCCUUAGUCAGGGCUGUCAAGUAGUUCUUCAGCCUAGAGUUACCCAUCCACGGCACCUUUUCCAUUUGCACUCGAAUAGGCUGACACUCUGAUGUAAAAAGGUGGCAUGUGGCAAUUUUGUACUUAAACUGCUAUGGACUUUGCUUUCAUUGUUGUGUUACACAUGGUAGAAACUCUACUUCCCUGGCCUUCUUUAAUGCACCAAAGUGAAUUCAAUCAGUUGGAUCUUCAACCAACGUUGAAGGGUUCACAUGAUGUAGGCUAGUCGUGACAGUAAAGUCAAGUGUUCCUGUAUAACCCAUACAGAAUCCUGCAAUAUACACACAAACCCUAAUAUCCCUCUGUCUUCUCCCUCCCUGCAGCCCUGAAGGACCCAUGCAGCGAGAUGACCUGCAGCUACGGCAGCACCUGUAUCCAGUCAUCGGACGGCCUGUCGGCCAAGUGCAUGUGCCCGCUGAGCUGCGACGGCAAGCCCGAGCAGGUGAUGUGUGGCAGCGAUGGCCAGGACUACCGCAACGAGUGUGAGCUCCACAAGCAGGCCUGCCAUACCAAGAAGAACGUCCGCCUUCAGCGCCAGGGUUCCUGCAGUGAGUCCCCUCAUAUACUUUUCCUCUGCCCUCUCUCUCUUUCUCUCUUUCUUUCUUUCUUUCUUUCUUUCUUUCUUUCUUUCUUUCUUUCUUUCUUUCUUUCUUUCUUUCUUUCUUUCUUUCUUUCUUUCUUUCUUUCUUUCUUUCUUUCUUUCUUUCUUUCUUUCUUUCUUUCUUUUUUUCUUUCACUCUCUCUCCUCUCUCUCGCUCUCUCUCUUCACCUCCCUCUGGGGUUUCAGUGUCUUCUUUCUCUCUGACAUCAUGUUACUGGUUUUCUCAUUCUGUUACUUGUUUUCUUUAUGCAAACUCUUCCUGUGGUGUGGAUUAUUCACUGUUGACAAACAAAGACAUUUGUUUUUAGAGCUGGCCAGUUCAAGAUGGUUGUUUGUCUGUGCCCCCCCCCCCCCCCCCCCCCUCCAGUUGUUUGUUUUAGUUGUUUUAUCCUGAGGACUAUGAGGUAAGGGAGAGAGGGAAAGAGCCAAACAGAGCGUGCCAGACAAAAUAGCCUCCAAAAAGUGAUGGCAGCCUGAGAGGCUACAAAAGCGAAGGGAGACGAAUACUCAGGCCUCGAGAGGAUGCCUGUAAUAUAUCAUGCCCGGUAAGACCAGGCUCCAUGUCGCCAUACCCCCAGGGGGAGGCUGGGUUCUCAGGAGAGCUGGUCCGGCGGACCCUAAAUCUUCCUGAGUGAUUCUGUCCAAGCCUUGGCUGUCUCAACUGGCUCGCUUCUGAAGCUAAGUAGGGUCGGUCCUGGUCGGUCCCUGGAUGGGAGACCAGAUGCUGCUGAAAGUGGUGUUGGAGGUCCAUUAGAGGGCACUCUUCCCUCUGGUCUAAGGAGAUCCCAAUGCUGCAGGGCAGUGAAGGGGACAUUGCCCUGCAUAGGGUGCCGUCUUUCAGAAAGGACGUUAAAAUAGGUGUCCUGACUCUGUGGUCACUAUAGAUCCCAUGGAUCUUAUCGUAAGAGUAGGGGUGUUAAGCCGGUGUCCUGGCUAAAUUCCCAAUCUGGCCCUCAUACCAUCAUGGUCACUGGCCACCCCUCAGAGCCUGGUUCCUCUCUAGGUUUCUUCCUAGGUUUCUGCCUUUCUAGGGAGUUUUUCCUAGCCACCGUGCUUCUACAUCUGCAUUGCUUGCUGUUUGGGGUUUUAGGCUGGGUUUCUGUAUAGCAGUUUGUGACAUCUGCUGAUGUAAAAAGGGCUUUAUAAAGACAUUUGAUUGAUUGAUUGAUUGAUCUCCAGCUUCCAAUUGUCUCAUUCAUCCCCUCCCCCCCCCCCCCCCCUGUAACUCUUCCCCAGGUCAUUGCUGUAAAAUAUAAUAUGUUUUCAGUCAUUUUACCUGAUAAAAUAAGGGUCAAUAAAUAAAUAAAAUAUACAGCUGGGGCUAGGCUAGCCAGAGCCUUUGCUGUCUGUCUGUAUGUCUAAUACCUCAUCGGGGGGGCUCAACUGCGAAGGGCAGGAAUCCUGGAAGCCGGUCUGGUGUCUUAAUGGGAGGUAAUGUCUUUUGCAAAGGGGAUAAUGGCUGGGCUUGUGUGGCAUCAUUGCAUUGCUGGCUUUGGGCGCUUUUUGCAUUACGAUAAAACCCCCAAAUUGGUUGCGGUCCCGCGUUUUAUAUCCUCCUGUGUGAGCGAUUCCAUUGUGCUAAUAUACACAAUCCCUGACCUUGGUGAUGGCGUUGCUGGCGUUGGCCCUGUUGUUGUCUCGCCUGCCCAGCCCGGGCCAUCAUUGUCCCUUUUAUGUGUUCCGUUGUCGCCGUUUGUUUUCCGAGCCAUGGCCUUGGAAACCAUUUCUCCCCUCUUUUUCUCCCUUUCUCUCUCGGACCCUUUCUUCUAUACCCAUUGGUCUCAUCCUCCUCUGUGGUGUUUUGAAUGACUCGCUCGCAGCCUGGCAGUGUUUUAAUGCAGCGGUACAUAAAUCCUCUGUGUCCCCUCGCGCUGAAGAAGAGAAGUGGAAAGAGAUGGGACGAAGCUGCAGCAGCUAGCGGCUCCUAUUUCAAUAAGCUUCUCCCCAGUUCCUUUAUGAUUACAGCUGAUAUGGCCACCAGCGCCAGCCGUCAGCCUGGCUUCCCCCAGAGAGGAGUGCAACGAGGCCCAAUCAAAAAUAACCUAUUUGGAGCCUGUCGUCCACUCAGAUCCAUGGGCUUCCCGGCUUUUCACUCAGCCUCUCCAGGGCAACCUUUGUUGAUAGCAGGCCUAUCUCUGGCAUAUCCCUGGUGAUGGAUAACCGUGUCCUACCACUAACCUCUCUCGCUCUCUUUCUCUCUCAUUCUCUCUCAUUCUCUUUCCCUCCCUCUCUUUCUUUCUCUCUAUCUCUCUCUAUCUCCCUUGCCUGUCCAUAGACCCAUGCAAAGACCGCGAGAACAACCUGAACGUUGCAUGCCGGGUGGAACCGCGCACCCACCAGCCCCUGACUUUCCCCCUCCCGGAGUCCUGCCCACCCGUCAAUGAGCCACUGUGCGCCAGCGAUGGGCAGACCUACGAGAGCGAGUGCCAUAUGACGCGGACGGGCAUGCAGAAGGGUAUUGAACUCAAGAAGAUCCACCCGGGCCGCUGCAAGAAACAAGGUGAGUCGGUAUAUUUACGCACGCACGCACACACACACACACACACACACACACACACACACACACACACACACACACACACACCACUGCCUUGACGGAUAGAUAACUAACCAUGUUCUGUCAGGGCUGUGUUGUUACAUGCAUGAUACCAGACGGCUGGCUUGAUAAGAGCUCGCAAAGGGUUAUCUGGGCUAUUAAAACAGAGGUCUUAGGCCACACCAAGUCUGCACUGCCAGGUUUACUGCACUGCCAGGUUUACUGCACUGCCAGAUUUACUGCACUGUUGCAUGAAAAGGGCUUCAAUAGGCCUCCACCACCACUGUAUCUGUAGCUUUUCCCCUCUCACCUCAUCUUCACACAUCUACGAAUCCCCGUAGAGUUAAAGACAGAGGCUCAUGGUGUGAUGCAUUCUAUUACAGACUCUCUUUCUGCCCUGCAACACACUGACUUAGCUGUUGUUAGCAAUAUUUUGUGGUCAAGCUUGAGUAGGACUUCAAUGUCUCAGGAGGAGCGAUAGCACUGUGUAUGCUUGUGAGUUGAGUUAGUCUGGAUCGAGUGAAAAGGAACCUAUUCUCUAUCUGCCUUUUACUGAAGUAAAAUGGAUGGGCGUAGUAAUAUGUUUUUUUUUUUACGGUUUUGAAAUGGAGAUAAUAUUUUCAUUUGAAAUGCAGAUCCAUGAAAUCAGGUUCUUUAUUGCGUUCAGUCGUGAACGGUGGUUUGUCUUGUACCAUGACAUCAUACAAUACAUCCCUCUAAUGUUCGACACCCAGAUAAGGCAGCUCCGUAAUGAAGUUGCAGUAUAGCAUGACCGCUUUACAAGAAAGAGAAAGAGAGGAAUUGCUCCGAAUUGAAUUACUGUACAAAUUUGAUCCACUGAUCGGGAACGUAAUUAAUUUUAAGCUCUGAAUGUGCCUUGACCUAGAGAGAACGUUUUGUAGAUGAUUGCCUCGAUUUGUCAGCAGAUUUGCUGCGUUAGCCUUAUUUUCAGUCACGUCAAGUCACGUUUUAUUUAAAAAACAUUAUCACAACAUCUCAACACACUUUACAGAGGAACAUUACAAAUUCUAAACAAGAACAAGAAACAAGAACAAUAACUAAAAUGUUCCUCAUUCGUUUUGCAGAGGAGUGCAAGGAGGAGUGCAAGUUCAACGGUGUGUGCCAGGUGGAGCGUCUGGGCGUGCGCUGCUCCUGCCAGCCCAUCCAGUGCGACGGCACCUACAAGCCGUUGUGCGGCAAGGACGGCCGCACCUACAUCAACGACUGCGAGCGCCGGCGGGCCGAGUGCCAUGCCAAGGCCCAUAUUCCUGUCAAGCAGCAAGGCCCGUGUGGUGAGUCAGGACCCCUAGGAGGGGAAAAGGGUAUUAGACUUUGGUCCUCUCUCUCUCUCCCUCUCUCCCUCUCUCCCUCUCUCCCUCUGGUUGACUCCUCCUCUCACAGUGUUUUUGAAACGUCCUCCUGUCCUGUGUAAGUACUGUGUGUGUGAUUGUUUUCUGUCUGUCUCUUGACUUGUCAGUAGUCUGUGGUGGGAGGGGAAAAAGCUAACAGACAGGAAUGUACCGUGACCACCACGUUUCCCUUCACCCCCAUCUACCUCAUCCCCGUCACGCUCCGCCAUCACAUGUGACACAUGAAACACAACGGCCUUCAUGUUUCAUUCAUGUCCUCCUACCCUCUGGUAGUGCCAGUGUUCCACUUCAAUGGGUCUCUCUCUCUCUCACUCUCUCUAUGCACAACACACACAACGUUUUGUCGCUCGCCUGUCUUUGUCUCUGUCUGUCUCUUUUUUGUCUGUGUGGCUUCCUUUUUAAACAGGUAUUCUUUCUGUUUCAGUGCGUCUCAGUCUGUCUGUCUUUGUCCGUGUGAUGUCUGCCGCUGUUCGGGACACACCGCUCGCUGCAGCACAACCUUUGACCCCUCUGGUGGACACUGACCACUUGGGAGGGGUCAGAGACUCUCCUCCAAUUGGACUAUUGGUGGUGGGAUGGUUGUCUUGUCUUGUCUUGUCUUGUCUUCUCUCUCUCUCUCUCUCUCUCUCUCUCUCUCUCUCUCUCUCUCUCUCUCUCUCUCUCUCUCUCUCUCUCUCUCUCUCUCACACUAUCUACAGUAUCUCUCUGAAACUGAGUAGUAUGUUCUCUCUCCCAACACUCCAAGCUGUCGCUCCUGUCUCUCCUCCUCUGUGCACCCUCCCUGCAGCCCUACUGUGUUUGCGGGGGGAAGAAAGCGUCCGUCCGUGAGGUUGGGGAGCUCUUCUUCCCAGUGCUGUGUUUUGUCUUGUCUUGUGUCAACCCCUUUCCCAUUCCCCAACCACCUUAUCCCUCAACCCUAAAUCUAUAAUGGUACCCUUCUACCCCAGCAUGGCAGACGGCAUGUGGACACUCCUAACCCCUGCACAAUGCCCCACCCCUCCCUUGCCACCCGGGCACUGACAUUAGUCGUGCCAUGCCAGUGCCUACUGACUAGGUCUCUCAACCUCAUAUAAUCUAAGGCAGUGUUUCUUAAUUCUGGUCCUGGGGACCAAUUUUAGUUUUUGCCCUAGCGUUACACACCUGAUCCCACUAAUCAACUCUUCAUCAAACCUUUGAUUAGUGGAAUCAGGUGUUUAGUGCUAGGGCAAAAAAAAAAAAGUGCCCCCCUUUGGGUCCCCAAGACCAGUAUUAAGAAACACUGAUCUAAGGACUUGUAGAUUUAGAAUUAGAGCAGCAGUGGGCAAACAUACCCCUGCGAAGGCCAUCUGGCGUGGGUGCAUGUUUUUGCUCCAGCCAAGCAGUAACACAUACGAUUCAGCACAUCAAAGCAUUGAUCGAUGACUACGAUUAGUCGAUUUUGUAGAGUUGGGUGUGUUACUGUUUGGCCAAAGUAAAAACCUGUACCCACAAUGGCCCUAGCGGAGUACAGAUAGCCUACCCCUGAUGAAGAGUGUCUCUCUUCGAUAGACAAGCUAAACGUUCUGGAGCAAAGUUCUAGCUCCUCUGGUUCUUUUCAGACAGAUAUCUCUAUCUCGUCUCACUCGGGUUGCUUAUCUGAAUACUAAGUUGUAUUCGUUGGAAGCAUCGCUCCACAGUAUCAUGGUGUAACUCAUUAGCAUUGUUUUCUAGUCUGUUUACCCGUCUUUUUGCCACGCAUAAAUUAACAAGCAAAAUGUCCGGGUGGUUAUGUUUUUUUUCUUUUUCAUUAUUUUCGACAAAGUAAACUGUCACAGUCCUUUUCGGCAGGUUUUAGCCAGUGGCGAGUUACAGUGUUUUAUAAUGCGUUUUUAUUGACAUUUGCAUAUUUAGCCAAACAGCUCGCGCGACUAUUUAAUUAAACAUCAAAAGGAGAGGAGCAAGGUGCCCACCGAGGCUGUGUGUUCCUACCUUUGGACACCUGCACACAGUUUGAUGUUUAAUUACUGUGUUUCUUCGUCUUCUCUAUCUCUCCUCCGCCCUCUCUUACUACUCCUCCUCUCCUUAUUCGUAAGCCUUUCUUCCUCUGUGUGUCUGAAUUAGAUAGAGUCCCCAGCACCGUUAGUCUCCUUUCCACUAGACUCUAGGAUACACUGCCCUGACAAAGUCCCCUGGCAGGUGCGUGUGCGUGCGCAAGUGAGUGAGGGUUUGGGUGUGUGUGCAAGCUUGUGUGCAUUGAUUUUGUUUGGUUGUGUGUGUGUGUGCAAAGCUGUUUGAAUGUGACAGUGUGUGUGUCUGUGUGUCUAAGUGGCCUCUUUGUCACGACGUGAUCAAUAGCACAAACGGAGCACAAGUUACAGUUACGGCCCGCGGCACUCUUUCAUCACUGUGACAGUGGCAGCCAUUGUCUCUCACUGUACUACACAAAGAACGUGGUUGUGGCAUCCUAACUGGGCCACCCUUUAGCACAUAACUGCAAUGGCACAUUCUCUAACUGCAAUGGCACAUCACAAACACACCAGCAUUUUAGAGUGACCAAAAGCAGAGGUAUGCACAUACACACACACACACACACACACACACACACACACACACACACACACACACCCUUCAAACUACUGAAGGCCCUGCUGUCUUUUACCAUCAAUAGUCCUCCUAUCCAGCUGCUGUUGUGGCGUUCCUUCUGUGUGCAGUCUUCUCCAUGCACCCCCAUAAGCUUAAGUGGUUCAGUCCUUCAUCGUGUGCCGCCUGGCAUUGGCCAGCCUUUUGUCACUUCCCCAUGGCUCUUAGAGCUUCAACCAAGAGGUGGAUAGGGAGCGAAAAACUUGGAUGAUGGGGUGUCAUGGCUGUCACUACCCCCCACCACCCCCCAGAUGCACACACACACACACACACACAUUUGGUGAGAGGCAGUGCUAGUUUAUAGCUCAAUCAUGCCAUAAUCCGAGGGCUGAAAAUCCUCCAGAUAUGACACCAAACCGCUGGAGCCUGUAAAUCUCAGUCACAUGCGGUGAGUGUGUUGACAACCCCCCUAAUGUGACUGUCGUCCGCCCUUUCACUCACCAUGUCCCUCAAGGGCCACUUGUCCCCUAUGGGGGGGCACAGACUACACUAAUUAUACGGACACCAGUGUUGGCCACGCCGAGAAAGACAAUGCCGCCCUAUUUGAUUAAUAACCUAUAUGGUCUUAUACAGUGGGGAGAACAAGUAUUUGAUACACUGCCGAUUUUGCAGGUUUUCCUACUUACAAAGCAUGUAGAGGUCUGUAAUUUUUAUCAUAGGUACACUUCAACUGUGAGAGACGGAAUCUAAAACAAAAAUCCAGAAAAUCACAUUGUAUGAUUUUUAAGUAAUUAAUUUGCAUUUUAUGGCAUGACAUAAGUAUUUGAUACAUCAGAAAAGCAGAACUUAAUAUUUGGUACAGAAACCUUUGUUUGCAAUUACAGAGAUCAUACGUUUCCUGUAGGUCUUGACCAGGUUUGCACACACUGCAGCAGGGAUUUUGGCCCACUCCUCCAUACAGACCUUCUCCAGAUCCUUCAGGUUUUGGGUCUGUCACUGGGCAAUACGGACUUUCAGCUCCCUCCAAAGAUUUUGUAUUGGGUUCAGGUCUGGAGACUGGCUAGGCCACUCCAGGACCUUGAGAUGCUUCUUACGGAGCCACUCCUUAGUUGCCCUGGCUGUGUGUUUCGGGUCGUUGUCAUGCUGGAAGACCCAGCCACGACCCAUCUUCAAUGCUCUUACUGAGGGAAGGAGGUUGUUGGCCAAGAUCUCACGAUACAUGGCCCCAUCCAUCCUCCCCUCAAUACAGUGCAGUCGUCCUGUCCCCUUUGCAGAAAAGCAUCCCCAAAGAAUGAUGUUUCCACCUCCAUGCUUCACGGUUGGGAUGGUGUUCUUGGGGUUGGACUCGUCGUUCUUCUUCCUCCAAAUACGGCGAGUGGAGUUUAGACCAAAAAGCUCUAAUUUUGUCUCAUCAGACCACAUGACCUUCUCCCAUUCCUCCUUUGGAUCAUCCAGAUGGUCAUUGGCAAACUUCAGACGGGCCUGGACAUGCGCUGGCUUGAGCAGGGGGACCUUGCAUGCGCUGCAGGAUUUUAAUCCAUGACGGCGUAGUGUGUUACUAAUGGUUUUCUUUGAGACUGUGGUCCCAGCUCUCUUCAGGUCAUUGACCAGGUCCUGCCGUGUAGUUCUGGGCUGAUCCCUCACCUUCCUCAUGAUCAUUGAUGCCCCACGAGGUGAGAUCUUGCAUGGAGCCCCAGACCGAGGGUGAUUGACCGUCAUCUUGAACUUCUUCCAUUUUCUAAUAAUUGCGCCAACAGUUGUUGCCUUCCCACCAAGCUGCUUGCCUAUUAUCCUGUAGCCCAUCCCAGCCUUGUGCAGGUCUACAAUUUUAUCCCUGAUGUCUUUACACAGCUCUCUGGUCUUGGCCAUUGUGGAGAGGUUGGAGUCUGUUUGAUUGAGUGUGUGGACAGGUGUCUUUUAUACAGGUAACGAGUUCAAACAAGUGCAGUUAAUACAGGUAAUGAGUGGCGAACAGGAGGGCUUCUUAAAGAAAAACUAACAGGUCUGUGAGAGCUGGAAUUCUUACUGGUUGGUAGGUGAUCAAAUACUUAUGUCAUGCAAUAAAAUGCAAAUUAAUUACUUAAAAAUCAUACAAUGUGAUUUUCUGGAUUUGUGUUUUAGAUUCUGUCUCUCACAGUUGAAGUGUACCUAUGAUAAAAAUUACAGACCUCUACAUGCUUUGUAAGUAGGAAAACCUGCAAAAUCGGCAGUGUAUCAAAUACUUGUUCUCCCCACUGUAUAUGAUUUGUGGGUGUGUAUUUUCAUCCAUAAGCCACAAUCAAGUUUCACAGGAAUGUGUUCGAGGUCAGUCCCUCAUGAGAUGGCCACUUUAUAGGGGGCUAAAUGUGAAUGGUGGUGGAUUGCGAGAGGACAAUUCUUAGCAUUCUUCGGAUGCUCAGAUGAAAAACGAAGUCAAAGUGGCUUAAAAUGCCUCUCGCUUGACCCUGAGAGCUGGAAGAAAGCUUUCACUCCUGCGAGACAUGGACAUAUAAGAUGGUAUAGCGGAUCACAGACAGACAGACAGACAGGCCGGCAGACACACUCUCUCUCACACACACACACACACACACACACACACACACACACACACACACACACACACACACACACACAGUGAAGUACUUAGUUAGAUAGUUAUAUAAAUGGUAUGAAUGCCAUUUAAGAGCGGUGCGAGAUUGGGUCUGUGCGUCUGUGUGUGUGUCUGUGUGUGUGUUUGUGUGUGUGUGCAUGCGUGUGUGUGUGUAUGUGUAUGUGUGCAUGCAUGUGGGUGUGUGUGUGUGUUUGCGUGCGCACGUUCACACACGCACUCUCCCCUUGGAGGUUAACAGAAAAUCACUCAGUCGGAGAGACAUUGUCAUUGACAAAGAGCCUCUGCGAAUGAGGAGAUAUUGGGGAGAAAAACCCCUGAAACGUAUGCCUGGUGACAAGUCUCUCCGGUGAAUAUUUAUAAUUUGCAUGUUUAUUUGAUUAGCAUCUCUGCCGCUGCGCGACGACACCAGUCGCUGGCUAUGAUUAUACUCAUAAACAAUAAUAGGCUGAGUACCCAUUGAACCCAACAAGGACCUCCAGUGAUGUUUGGUAAUGAAUCUAAUUAAUGGAGUUGCUCUGGGAGUUACAGUGCCUUCAGAAAGUAUUCACAACCCUUAACUUUUUCUACAUAUUGUUGUGUUACAAAGUGGGAUUAAAAUUGAUUUAAUUGUCAUUUGUAAAACAUUCAUGAAAAUAAAACAUAUAUCUUCAUUACAUAAGUGUUCAAUCCCCUGAGUCAAUACAUGUUAAUAAUCACCUUUGGCAGUGAUUACAGCUGUGAGUCUUUCUGGGUAAGUCUCUAAGAACUUUCCACACCUGGAUUGUGCAACAUUUGUCCAUUAUUCUUUUCAAAAUGAUUCAAGCUCUGUCAAAUUGGUUGUUGAUCAUUGCUAGACAACCAUUUUCAGGUCUUACCAUAGAUAUUCAAGCCGAUUUAUGUCAAAACUGUAUCUCGGCCACUCAGGAACAUUCAAUGUCUUCUUGGUAAGCAACUCCAGUGUAGAUUUGGCUUUGUGUUUUAGGUUAUUGUCCUGCUGAAAGGUGAAUUCAUCUACUGGUGUCUGGUGGAAAGCAGACUGAACCAGGUUUUCCUCUAGGAUUUUGCCUGUCCUUAGCUCUAUUCCAUUUAUUUUGUUAUCCUGAAAAACUCUCCAGUCCUUAAUGAUUACAAGCGUACCCAUAACAUGAUGCAGCCACCACUGUGCUUGAAAAUAUGGAGUAUGGUACUGAGUAAUAUGUUGUGUUGGAUUUGCCCCAAACAUAACACUUUGUAUUCAGGACAAACAGGCCACAUUUUUUGCAUUAUUAAUUUAGUGCCUUGUUACAAACAGGAUGCAUGUUUUAGAAUAUUUUUAUUCUGUACAGGCUUCCUUCCUUUCACUCUGUCAAUUAAGUUAGUAUUGUGGAGUAACUACAGUGUUGUUGAUCCAUCCUCAGUUUUCACAGCCAUUAAACUCUGUAACUGUUUUAAAGUCACCAUUGGCCUCAUGGUGAAAUCCCUGAGCGGUUUCCUGCCUCUCCGGCAACUGAGUUAGGAAGCACGCCUGUAUCUUUGUGGUGACUGGGUGUAUUGAUACACCAUCCAAAGUGUAAUUAAUAACUACCAAUAGGUGCCCUUCUUUGCGAGGCAUUGAGAAACCUCCCUGGUCUUUGUGGUUUAAUCUGUGUUUGGAAUUCACUGCUCGACUGAGGAACCUUACAGAUAAUUGUAUGUGUGGGGUACAGAGAUGAGGUAGUCAUUCAAAGGUAGCAACUUAUUAUGUGAGUUGUUAAGCAAAUGUUUACUCCUAAACAUAUUUAGGCUUGCCAUAACAAAGAGAUUGAAUACUUAUUGACUCAAGACAUUUCAGCUUUUCAUUUUUUUAUUAAUUUGUAAAAAUUUAGAAAAACAUAAUUCCACUUUGACACUAUGGGGUAUUGUGUGUAGGCCAGUGACAUAAAAUUCAGGCUGUAACACAACAAAAUGUGGAAAAAUACUUUCUGAUGGCACUGUAGGUUGACGGUGAAGUGGUGUUAAGGAUUAUAGCGGCCAAUAGCGAUUGUGUGUGGUGGUGGUGUGUGAUUGUGUGUGUGUCAGUGGGUGUCGGUGGUGGCAGAAUUGCUGCAGUCAUCAGACCUUAUGGGUACAGCAGGGUCCUCCUAUGGCGAUCCACCCCUUACCCCGUCUGUUGCACCCCUCCUUGCUUCCUCCCUUCCUCUUCCUCUCCUACAGUGUAUGUGUUGUGUGCUGCUGGUCAGUGCACCCGGACCAGGCCCACCAUGCCAAUGAUGCCAUCUGCUGUUUGGUGGUCUGUCUUUCCUUUCCCUCUCCUUCUUCUCUCCUCUGUUCUCUCUGUUCUCUGUAAGUAUACACGUCAUGAGAUGGAGGAGCUCAUCUUUGUCAUUUUUCCCUCGCUGUUGUCUUUCUCUGUCCCCCCCCCCCCCCCCGCUCUCUCCCUCUGUUUGCUGUAUUUCACUUAAUCUGUGUUCCCUAUGUCGUCCGGUAGAAGAGAAAGAAAUGUGUUUGGGGUUUUACAUGCCAAGUGGAGGACUUAGGCGUUUGGUUUUGUCCCCUUGCAGCCAUUACUCUGUGAUAAGUGCUCCGAAGCAGGGAAACACGGCUCGCGGGCCUUCGGUUUACCAUAUGCUAAUAUUGACACUUUUCUCUCCCAUUCCUGCCAACUAUGUUUCUACCCAGUGGGCAGCGCCGGCAGCCACUUCUCCCUCAACCAAUUGGCUACCUAGAGCCCAGGGAUGGGUUUUCUUAGAUUCUUAUAGUGACAUUGGGAGUAAUCCGGAAUUGGAACAGGGAAGAUUCCAAUCUACAUAUGCAUGAGUAGGGAGAAGCUCGACCGCAUAAGAUAAUCUCCCUGCAUUUACAUCCAUAUGUACAGGCUUAAACCGCAAACAUUACCCACGCAAACACGGCUAAGAACAUGACACUCCAUCUCUCCAGGCUUAUAUACAAACCGCCUGCCGAGUGUGUUCAGCUCAACAAGGCUUUGACUGAGGUAAUACUCAGGUCGACUCCGAGAAAUCCCAUAUUUGCUUGUCAGAUAAGGCCUUUAAAUCUUGACUAAUGUGGCAGUUUAGUGAGAGACAGGGAAGAGGCAACGUCCCUCUUGGGAUUGGGAAGACGGGUAGCAAAACGUUUGUCAGUGGGGGGCGUUACGCCUCUUGGUGGGGAGACAGGUAGCAGAACGCUUGUCAGUGGGUGGGCAUGUGGCGGUUAUGGUUCUUUUAGCAUUCCGCGGUGGCAUUGCAGCACCCCAGUAGCCCACUUCAUCUGACAGGGACUUCUAAUCACCCUGGUUUUAAAGGGCAAUUCUGCCACUUUUCAACCUCAUUCAUCAUAUCCAGCACCAACCAGUGUCUACAUACUGUAUGUGAAAACAGCGCAUUAUUAUGAUCUUUAGUCAAAAAGAUAUGAAGAAAGGUCCUAAAAAAAUGCUUCUCUGUGACAUCACAGGGUAGGAUGAAAAGUAAAAAACAAUGAUUUUCAAAACAUGCAACAGGUUUCUAGUCCAAAGGAGGGUAUUUUCUUGCUCCCCGUGUCACUGUGAAUCUCAUAGUUUUUGAAAAUGACUGUUUUUAAAAUGUUUUAACUUUUUAACUUUAUAUUUUUUUCUACAAAACUUAGAAAUGUGCUUUUUUCACAUACACUUAGUGUACGAAACAUUAGGAACCCCUGCUCUUUCCAUGACAUAGACUGACCAGGUGAAUCCAGGUGAAAGCUAUGAUCCCUUAUUGAUGUCAUCUGUUAAAUCCACUUCAAUCAGUGUAGAUGAAGGGGAGGAGACAGGUUAAAGAAGGAUUUUGAAACCUUGAGACAAUUGAGACAUGGAUUGUGUGUGUGCCAUUCAGAAGGUGAAUGGGCAAGACAAAAUAUUUACUGUAAGUGCCUUUGAACGGGGUAAGUUAGUAGGUGCCAGGCGCACCGGUUUGAGUGUGUCAAGAACUGCAACGCUGCUGGGUUUUUCACGCUCAACAGUUUCCCAUGUGUAUCAAGAAUGGUCCACCACCCAAAGGACAUCCAGCCAACUUGACACAACUGUGGGAAGCAUUGGAGUCAACAUGGACCAGCAUCCCUGUGGAACGCUUUCGACACCUUGUAGAGUCCAUGCCCCAACGAAUUGAGGCUGUUCUGAGGGCAAAAGGUGGAGCAACUCAAUAUUAGGAAGGUGAACCUAUUGUUUUGUACACUGAGUGUAUAGUAUGUUGACACUGGUAUUGUGCUGGAGAUAAUACAAAUUAGGUUGAAAAGUGGUGGAGUUGCCCUUUAAACUCGGAGCUCGCCACUAUAAAAUAUCAGACUAAUUAAAAACAAAAGGAAAGUAGGGGAGCGGAGGGGGGAGGGAGCCUGGCCUAGGCUGGUGGGAGAAGGGCAGAAAGCGGUGGCGGCAUUCAGACUCCGAAGUCGCCAUGUCUGAGACAGAAACAUUGUCCUUUCUUAGAGAAGCCUCUAGGGACUGGUAUGAGAUGUCUACUCCUAAACAGUUUCUUGACUGCAGCUAGAAGAAUAAUUAUUGAACAGAGGAGAGUUAUUCAUCUCCUCACUCACACAUCCCUUGCCAACAAACCUUUUUUUGUCUCUCACGUCUUUGAUGACGCUUGCGGCACUCUGGAUCCCACACACACACACACACUCUUUCGUCUGAUAAACAGAGUUGUGAUAGGUGAUUUGAAGGAGUCAGGCGCAGGAGGGUAAAUCACAGAAUACAGAGUUUAUUCCGUAGUUCAGAGUUAUGCUGGAUAGCGUCAAAACGUCCAGUGCGCAAAAGAGGCGCACUGGAACAAACAGGCACACAGGGAAAAUAUACCCCGGCAAUACAAAAUACACGUAGCUCAACCGAGCUACUCUCUCCUCACAUUUAACAAUCACCCACAAGGACAAGGGGGGCAGAGGGAACACUUCUACAUGUACUAAUGAGGGGAUAUGAACCAGGUGUGUGUAAUAGACAAGACAAAACAAAUGGAAUGAUGAGAUAUGGAGCGGCAGUGGCUAGAAGGCCGGUGACGACGAACGCCGAAGCCUGCCCGAACAAGGAGAGGAGGCAGUUUUGGAAGAAGUCGUGACAGUACCCCUCCCUUGACGCGCAGCUCCAGCAGCGCACCGACACCGGCCUCGGGGACGGCCAGGAGGACGCGGAGCAGGGCGAGCCGGAUGGCGACGGUGGAAAUCCCGCAACAGGGAGGGAUCAAGGAUAUCCCUCACCGGGACCCAGCACCAUUCCUCCGUACCCCUCCCACUCCAUGAGGUACUGAAGGCCCCCCACCCAACGCCUCGAAUCCAGGAAGGAACGGACGGAGUACGCCGGGGCCCCCUCGAUGUCCAGUCAGCGUUGGCCUUCUGACGACACACGGCGCGUUGGAGGUGGACUUGAGCAGCGUCCCACGUCUCCUCCGUGUGCCGAAACCAGUCAUCCACCGCAGGAGCCUCGGUCUGGCUCUGGUGCCACGGUGCCAGAACCGGUUGGUAACCUAAAACACUUUGGAAUGGCGUUAGGUUAGUGAAGGAGUGACAGAGAGAGUUCUGGGCAUAUUCGGCCCAUGGCAAGAACACCGACCACUCCCCCGGCCGGUCCUGGCAGUAGGACCGCAGGAACCUACCCACAUCCUGAUUUUACCCGUUCCACCUGCCCAUUAGACUCGGGGUGGAAACCAGAGGUCAGGCUGACCGAGAGCCCCAGACGUUCCAUGAACGCCUUCCAGACCUUGGAUGUAAACUGGGGACCCCGGUCAGACACUAUAUCCUCUGGUACCCCGUAGUACCGGAAGAUGUGUGUAAACAGGGCCUCCGCAGUCUGCAUGGCAGUGGGGAGACCGGGCAGAAGAAGGAGGCGGCAGGCCUUGGAAAAGCGGUCCACAACGACCAGGAUGGUGGUGUUACCUUGAGAGAGGGGAAGAUCAGUAAGGAAAUCAAUACUAAGGUGAGACCAUGGUCGUUGUGGAACAGGUAAAGGCUGUAACUUACCCGCUGGGAGGUGCCUAGGUGCCUUACUCUGGGCACACACCGAGCAGGAGGAGACAUACACCCUCACAUCCUUAGCCAAGGUAGGCCACCAGUAAUUUCCGGUCAGGCAGCGCACUGUACGACCGAUACGUGGGUGACCAGAGGAGGGUGAUGUGUGUGCCCAGUAGAUCAGACGGUCACGGACAAGAGCAGGCACGUACUGCAGCCCAGCUGGACACAGGUGGAGAUGGCUCUGUGCGUAACGCCUGCUCUAUAUCCGCGUCCAUCGCCCAUACGACCGGCACCACAAUGCAGGAGGCCGGGAGUAUGGGGGUGGUGUCUCUGGGCCUCUCCUCUGUGUCAUACAGCCGUGACAGUGUGUCUGCCUUCACGUUCUUCGUACCUGGGAUGUAUGAUAGAGUGAAAUCAAACCGGGUGAAGAAUAGGGCCCACCUGGCCUGGCGAGGAUUCAGCCUCCUCGCUGCCCGGAUGUACUCCAGGUUACGGUGGUCCGUCCAGAAGAGGAAAGGGUGUUUCGCCCCUUUGAGCCAGUGCCUCCAUAUGGUCAGGGCUCGGACAACAGCCAACAGCUCCCGAUCACCAACGUCGUAGUUCUGCUCCUACGGGCUGAGCUUCUUGGAGAAGAAGGCACAGGGGCGGAGCUCGGGUGGUGUGCCCGAGCGUUGAGAUAGGACAGCGCCUAUCCCUACCUCGGACGCAUCCACCUCCACUACGAACGUUAGUGAUGGAUCAGGGUGGGCCAGUACCGGGGCUAAGGUGAACAGACACCUCAGGUUACUGAAGGCCCUGUCAGCCUCGGCAGACCAGUGGAGCCGGGACGGCCCACCCAUCAACAGAGAUGUAAUGGGAGCUGCGACCUUGCCAAAGCCCCGGAUAAACCUCCGAUAGUAGUUGGCAAAGCCAAUAAAGCACUGCACCUCCUUAACCGUGGUUGGAGUCGGCCAAUUACACAUGGCUGAAAUGCGAUCUCCCUCCAUCUCCACACCUGAGGUGGUAAUGCGGUAUCCGAGGAAGGAGACGGACUGCUGGAAAAAACAGACACUUUUCUGCCUUGGCAUAAAGGUUAUUUUCCAACAGUCGGGCCAGCACUUUGCGAACCAGGGACACAUGCUCGGCGCGCGUAGUGGAAUACACCAGAAUGUCAUCAAUGUAGACCACUACACCGCGACCAAGCAUGUCCCGAAACACCUCGUUCACAAAGGACUGGAAGACGGAUGGAGCAUUCAUCAAACCGUAGGGCAUCACCAGGUAUUCAUAAUGCCCCGUGGUUGUGCUGAAUGCUGUCUUCCACUCAUCCCCCUCUCGGACACGCACUCCGGAGAUCUAAUUUGGUGAAGAAGCGCGCCCCAUGUAUUGACUCGAUCACUGAAGGAAUGAGGGGGAGAGGAUAACUAAAUCUUAUCGUCUCCUUGUUCGGUGAUCGAUAAUCAAUGCAAGGGCGCAAACCGCCGUCUUUCUUCUUCACUAAAAAGAAACUAGAGGAGGCGGGCGAAGUGGAGGGACGUAUAAACCCCUGGCGCAGGGACUCGGUGACGUAUGUUUCCAUAGCCUUCGUUUCAGCCUGUGACAGGGGAUACACAUGACUCCUGGGAGGCACAGCGUCUACCCGGAGGUUUAUCAUGGAAUCCCCCGCCUGAUGAGGUGGUAACUUGGUCGCCUGCGUUUUGGAAAACGCGUGCACCAAAUCGAGGUAUUCGGGGGGAAUGUACACGGUGGAGGUACUGUCUGGAUUUCCACCAUGGUUGCACCAACGGAAUCACCGAGACACCUACCCUGACACUCUCGCGACCACCCCGUGAGAACCCUCUGCGGCCAAGAGAAGGUAGGGUUGUGGAGUGCUAACCAGGCUAGCUCCCUUCAGACGUACUCCCGCAGAUGGCACCGGAAGUGGUCGAUGAGGGCCCACUCAUUCCACCCGGACCCAGCUGCUAGAGUCCGGAACUCCAGGGCGAAGUCCUGCGCAGUCCUCGUCCCCUGCCUCAGGUGGAUCAGCCGCUCACCCGCCUCUCGACCCUCGGGCGGGUGAUCGAAGACAGCCCUAAAGAGGUGAGCGAACUCCCCGUAGUUGUACAACGCGGCUCCUCCUUCGUUCCAGAACGCGUUGGCCCACUCCAGGGCUUUCCCCGAGAGGCAGGAGACGAGGGCGGACACCUUCUCUCGCUCCGAUGGCCGGGCUGAUGCUGGAAUAAUAUAGCUCUAGUUGGAGGAGGAAUCCCUGGCAGAGAGCGGCUGUCCCGUCGAACUCCCGUGGUCGGGAUAUAUGGAUCCCUCUGGGUGCUGGGGUGUGGAUGGCUGGUUCCGGUCGCCCAGCUGGCUAGCAUCGUUGAAUGCGCCGUGCCAUGACUCCAGGCAUGCGCUCCUCUCCCGCUGACUCCAUAGCGGGUGGGUGAUUAUGUGAUAGGUGAUUUGAAGGAGUCAGGCGCAGGAGGGUAAAUCACAGAAUACAGAGUUUAUUCUGUAGUACAGAGUUACGCUGGAUAACGUCAAACAGUCCAGUGCGCAAAACAGGCGCACUGGAACAAAACAGGCACACAGGGAAAAUAUACCCCGGCAAUACAAAAUACACAUAGCUCAACCGAGCUACUCUCUCCUCACAUAAACAAUCACCCACAAGGACAAGGGGGGCAGAGGGAACACUUAUACAUGUACUAAUGAGGGGAUAUGAACCAGGUGUGUGUAAUAGACAAGACAAAACAAAUGGAAUGAUGAGAUAUGGAGCGGCAGUGGCUAGAAGGCCGGUGACGACGAACACUGAAGCCUGCCCGAACAAGGAGAGGAGGCAGCUUCGGAGGAAGUUGUGACAAGAGGGGACAUUACAUGUUGUGUGUGUGUGUGUGUGUGUGUGUGUGUGUGUGUGUGUGUGUGUGUGUGUGUGUGUGUGUGUGUGUGUGUGUGUGUGUGUGUGUGUGUGUGUGUGUGUGUGUGUGUGUGUGUGUGUGUGUGUGUGUGUGUAUGAGACUGCCUGCUGUAGCCUGGCUUCCAGUAUAUGUCCAUCUCUACUGAGGCAUAUGUCUGUCUGUCUGUCUGUGUGCUGCGGAAGCUCCAGUCCUUGAACAGCACAGCCACUGCUACCAUCUCUACCCAGACCUCUGGGAUGACAAUCUGCUGUUUCAAAGUCUCCCUCACUGCUUUUGAGGGAGAAAAUACUCUUUCAGUUCCCUGAGAUUUAUUUUCAGACUGAGAGAAUAUGCAAAUCUUCUCAAUUACCAAAGCCGGGUAUAAGGGCUGUUGUAGGUUUCUCAAAGUCUCUCAUCGUACGCUCACACUCUCUCUCCACGCUUAGAUGAUUUCUCAGAGAACUUGGGGAGUUUCGCCAUCCCCCCUUCUCUUUUUUGAUUGAAUAAUUCUGAGAGAAAAACAUUGCCUCCAGAAGGAGUGGGGGAAUGAGAAUGAAAGAAUAAAGAGAGGUAUUUGUUUGGGAUUAUUUUCAUUUAAUUUUUUGGGGUAGAAACAAAGAAAACUAGGGACUAAAGGGUUGUCGGAGGCUGCAGUUGCAUUUAAGGGAGCUGGGCCUUGGGAAAUGGGUUGUGAACCAUUCUGAAGGCCACGAGUGUGUGUGUGCCGUUCACCCUCUGUAUCCAGCGCUACACACACACACAGGCACACACACACACACACACACACAGUGUAGAAAAAAGAUCAGGCAGAAUACAGUUUUUUGAAGCCCGGCUAAAUUAGGCACAGUUCCCCCACAUACAUAUUUACAUGCCAUUUCUGAGCUCUUUCAAACUGCUGGCUUUCCUACAACACAGAAAUCAAUAGCAGUGUUACACUACUUAAGCCGCAACGUUCCCAUUAGAAAAAGUGAGCGCCUUGUCUCCUUGCUCAUCCUUGCUCAGGAUCCGUAAAGAUUUGUUCAAUUACGGUCGCCGAUGGACACUAGAUGUAGCCUGGCUCCUCCUCCACACCAGUAUCGGCCUUAUCUCAUUGUUUCUUCUGCUGCUCUCUUUUUGUAAAGAAGUAUAGAACAUAGGUGAGGUUUUUUAUAGCGCUGAAUCAUCCUGUGGAGAGACACUAUCGCACAGACGAUGGCCUAACAGCCCAAACGUUUGUUCUGCACUCGUUGAAAUGAAUAAAUAAUACGCACCCUCUACACUGCAGCCUAACUACUACCCCCUAACACAGACAUCAUGGUGCGCCGGAAAGCAUACAGUGUCCAUCUUGACACUUAUGAAUGUGUUUUCCACAACAAUCCUGUGAUUUUAGACGCUAGCUAUCAAACUGCUACAUCAGGCCUCUUCCAGGGUUCCAAGAUGACGUCACUCCUAUCUGUUCCCCUCCUCUCUCACCUGGUAUUCUGUGAGACAGAUAGAGCCACAGUGGUAAAUUACCUUCUGCUAUAUGUUGAUGAUUUUACCCAGAGCGCCAGGAUGAGGCUCAGGGGGGAAUAUUAAGAGUAUUAAACACACUCGUGCGUUCGGAAACUAAUCGGCGGCAGCUUCUUAAACAGCGCCCGGCGAGAUGCUAGUCUAAUCACAUAAUAAUCAGUGUAAUGACUGCACCCUUGGUUGACAUGGGGAGAGGAGGGGACACAGGAGGGGUUGUAGGAGGGGGGUAGCCUGGGUUCAGUAUUGUAACCCUAUUCCCACCACCAACCACCACCCCUGACAUACCCGAGUUCCGCUCCAAUCUUUUCCCUGUCUACAAUCUCUCUCGCUGGGAAGCCAGGGAUCAAAUGCAUCCUCACAUUCUCUUCCCUCUGCAUUUUAAUCUGUCUCCCAAACGGCAGACACGCUGUGUUUAGCGCCACUGCACUACUCCCCCACGCGCCAGACAUGCCAAUGAGCCUCCUUCGCAUGGCUUUGCCGCCCCCUGCAUAAUUCUCCUGCCCGCUUGGCUUGACGAGGAUGUACUGUAUGCCACAGUCUUCCGAGACCUUGGGGUUUCAACUGUCAAUCCGUUCCACUCACCCACCCAACCCAUCCCCAACUCAAUCCACCCCCUUACAAUACGGCUAACAUACGCCUAACCUUGGAGACAAUACUGAUGAAGGCUUGAUCGGGGGGAAUGAAGGAAAAUAAAUGCUAUGAUGAUGAAACAGUAUCAUUCCGUGGAUCACAUUGUCGUCUUUACGCGUUUCUUUCCCGUUUUUUUCAGUUUCUGACCCACUUGCUAAAUGGCCUGGCAGUGGCACAACCGGCGCCACAUGGAACGCCAUCCCACUACUCCCCUCAGAAGCCCUGGCAGUCUCUUCUCUAACCAGGCCUCCAAUUUAAUGAAGUUACAGUGUAGUGGGGCGGCCGGAGAAGAGAGCGGCUUCUCUGAUGUUCUCCCACUUCUUCAUAUCUGUCUCUGCCCAGGAGCUGGGCUUUGAAUUAUUAAGCAGAGUGCUGCUCUUUUUCUUGUCCUCUGUUUCUUUUCUUCCCUCCCUCUCUUCUCUAUCCACAUAGCGAGAGCUCUCUUCAUCAUCUUUUUCUCUCUCUCUCUCUCUCUCUCUCUCUCUCUCUCUCUCUCUCUCUCUCUCUCUCUCUCUCUCUCUCUCUCUCUCUCUCUCUCUCUCUCUCUCUCUCUCUCUCUCUCUCUCUCUCUCUCUCUCUCUCUCUCUCUCUCUGAGGCUCUCGGUGAGAUGCAAAUGGCUGCGUUUGAAGAACGCCAUGCUGAGAAACAUCAAUUAAUCAGCACCUGUUUACUUCCCUAUAAAUACAAAAAUAUGUUAUUCUCUACCAUUCCUCGCCAGUUUCCUAUCCAUGACACAAGGUCAAGGUUUUUACUCAUAGAACUUAGGGUGUGGGUCUCUGAUUGGCUCAUCCAUAGUGGUCAGACACCUCUGAUUGGCUCAUACAGAGGAGCAGACACCUCUGAUUGGCUCAUACAGAGGGAUCAGACACUUAGGGCCAAUAAAAUUACCAAAAAAAAAAUAUUACCAGGAGGGAGUUGAGUCAGCUACAUGUUUUAGACUUGUCCAUAGGGUUGUAAAGGUACAAAAGAGGAGGGGGGGGGGGGACAAUUAGCAGUGCAUCCACAUUGACCAGGCAACCCCUUUUUUCAAACCUUCUGAUCCUAAUCCUCCAUCAACCUCUACUCUCUUUUAACCUAUCCCGAGUUCCCUACCCUUCCCUGCCUCAAUACCCCUCCUUCUCCUUCUCCACCUCUCCCUCAUCCCCCUUCAACACUAACCCCUGUCUCCUGUCUCAGAUCUACACACUCCCAGCCCGUGCCUAGGGAAGGCCUGCGAGUUCGGCGCCGUGUGCGUGGUGAAGAACGACGAGCCUGUAUGUGAGUGCGCUGGCGCCUGCCCCCAGACGCCCGACCUGGUGUGCGGUAGUGACGGCCACAGCUACGGCAGCCAGUGUGAGAUGAGGGCCAUGGGCUGCGCACUGCAGAAAGAGAUCCACAUCCAGCACAGAGGACCCUGCGGUGAGUACCGUACUAUACUGCAGUAUACUAUGUAUGUAUACUGUACUAUAUUAUAAAAUAGUACAAUCUAAGCCAGCAGUUUCCCAGACCAUGUGACCUGAGUAGGAAAACAGGAAUAACUCCGGGCCCUAGUUUAUAAGGUUAUGUCACGUGAUCAGGAAACACUCCUAGUCUUAUUUAUAGUAUGAUGUACUAUGGUCAUUUAACUUACCAAGAACAAAUAGUAUAUUUAGUGCAUGUAUGUGGCCCUUGUGUGAAUCAAACCAUUUACCUUUUGGGGUUGCAUGCACCAUGCACCAUACUCCACCUAACCAACCAUCCCAACCAACUCAAGCACAUAUUGUAACUCUACUAUACUCUGAGUAUGUCAUUCCUCUCUCUUCUCUUCCUCCACCCAUAUCCUCAUAUCUUCUCAUCCUCCCCUCUCCUCUCAGACAUUUUACAUUUACAUUUUAGUCAUUUAGCAGACACUCUUAUCCAGAGCGACUUACAGUUAGUGAGUGCAUACAUUCUUUUUUUUCUUUUUUUAUACUGGCCCCCCGUGGGAAUCGAACCCACAACCCUGGCGUUGCAAACGCCAUGCUCUACCAACUGAGCUACAUCCCUGCCGGCCAUUCCCUCCCCUACCCUGGACGACGCUGGGUCAAUUGUGCGCCGCCCCAUGGGUCUCCUGGUCACGGCCGGCUACGACAGAGCCUGGAUUCGAACCAGGAUCUUUAGUGGCACAGCUAGCACUGUGAUGCAGUGCCUUAGACCACUGCGCCACUCGGGAGACCCAUGGGGCGGGAGACCCAUGGGGCGGGAGACCCACGCCACUCUCAGCACUCCUCCAGCCCGGCACAAGCCUGCAGUUUCCCUAUUUUUGACCUUUCUAGUUGAAGAUGCACUCUACUUCCAAUGAGAGGGCGAACGGCCAUGCUCUUCUUUUCUUUUAGUUUUUUCUUUUUUUUAAAUCUUUUUUUUUCUUUCUUUCUUUUUUUUAGGGGGUAGAUCAGCUUUAAUAUUGCAGAUAGAUUGUAACUUCCAUCAAUGUAAUUGUCUGCAUCACUUAUAUAUACAGUGGGGAGAACAAGUAUUUGAUACACUGCCGAUUUUGCAGGUUUUCCUACUUACAAAGCAUGUAGAGGUCUGUAAUUUUAUCAUAGGUACACUUCAACUGUGAGAGACGGAAUCUAAAACAAAAAUCCAGAAAAUCACAUUGUAUGAUUUUUAAAUAAUUAAUUUGCAUUUUAUUGCAUGACAUAAGUAUUUGAUCACCUACCAACCAGUAAGAAUUCCGGCUCUCACAGACCUGUUAGUUUUUCUUUAAGAAGCCCUCCUGUUCUCCACUCAUUACCUGUAUUAACUGCACCUGUUUGAACUCGUUACCUGUAUAAAAGACACCUGUCCACACACUCAAUCAAACAGACUCCAACCUCUCCACAAUGGCCAAGACCAGAGAGCUGUGUAAGGACAUCAGGGAUAAAAUUGUAGACCUGCACAAAGUUGGGAUGGGCUACAGGACAAUAGGCAAGCAGCUUGGUGAGAAGGCAACAACUGUUGGCGCAAUGAUUAGAAAAUGGAAGAAGUUCAAGAUGACGGUCAAUCACCCUCGGUCUGGGGCUCCAUGCAAGAUCUCACCUCGUGGGGCAUCAAUGAUCAUGAGGAAGGUGAGGGAUCAGCCCAGAACUACACGGCAGGACCUGGUCAAUGAACUGAAGAGAGCUGGGACCACAGUCUCAAAGAAAACCAUUAAUAACACACUACGCUGUCAUGGAUUAAAAUCCUGCAGCGCACGCAAGGUCCCCCUUCUCAAGCCGGCGCAUGUCCAGUCCCGUCUGAAGUUUGCCAAUGACCAUCUGGAUGAUCCAGAGGAGGAAUGGGAGGUCAUGUGGUCUGAUGAGACAAAAAUAGAGCUUUUUGGUCUAAACUCCAAUUCGCCGUGUUUGGAGGAAGAAGAAGGAUGAGUACAACCCCAAGAACACCAUCCCAACCGUGAAGCAUGGAGGUGGAAACAUCAUUCUUUGGGGAUGCUUUCCUGCAAAGGGGACAGGACGACUGCACCGUAUUGAGGGGAGGAUGGAUGGGGCCAUGUAUCGCGAGAUCUUGGCCAACAACCUCCUUCCCUCAGUAAGAGCAUUGAAGAUGGGUCGUGGCUGGGUCUUCCAGCAUGACAACGACCCGAAACACACAGCCAGGGCAACUAAGGAGUGGCUCCGUAAGAAGCAUCUCAAGGUCCUGGAGUGGCCUAGCCAGUCUCCAGACCUGAACCCAAUAGAAAAUCUUUGGAGGGAGCUGAAAGUCUGUAUUGCCCAGCGACAGCCCCAAAACCUGAAGGAUUUGGAAAAGGUCUGUAUGGAGGAGUGGGCCAAAAUCCCUGCUGCAGUGUGUGCAAACCUGGUCAAGACCUACAGGAAACGUAUGAUCUCUGUAAUUGCAAACAAAGGUUUCUGUACCAAAUAUUAAGUUCAGCUUUUCUGAUGUAUCAAAUACUUAUGUCAUGCAAUAAAAUGCAAAUUAAUUACCGUACUUAAAAAUCAUACAAUGUGAUUUUCUGGAUUUUUGUUUUAGAUUCCGUCUCUCACAGUUGAAGUGUACCUAUGAUAAAAAUUACAGACCUCUACAUGCUUUGUAAGUAGGAAAACCUGCAAAAUCGGCAGUGUAUCAAAUACUUGUUCUCCCCACUGUAUCACGGCUUUCAGCCAAUCACCAUUCAGGACUCGAACCACCCAGUUUAUAAUUACAUUUUAGUCAUUUAGCAGACGCUCUUAUCCAGAGCGACUUACAGGAGCAAUUAGGGUAAUGUGCCUUGCUUAAGGGCAUAUCGGCAGAUUCUUCACCUAGUCAGCUCGGGGAUUCAAACCAGUGACCAUUGGUUACUGACCCAACGUUCUUAACUGCUAAGCUACCUGCCCUCCAUUUAUCUGGAGUAUUCGUCAAAACAAGAUCAAUCAAGGUUAAGUUUAUGGUUAGGUUUCAAAUCUGACUUUAUGACUUUGUGGCUGUCCCAGCUAGUGACCACUCUGCAGAGCUGCGUCCACAACCAGAUUCAUGAAGAACAACGCUAACCUGCACCCAUUUUCCCAUAGAAGAGUAAUUGAUGAUGACGAUGAUUAACAUUUUCCUUUAACCAACAAUUCAUUUGCUCCUGUGCCUUCCGUUCCGUGUCCUUUCCGUGCUCUUAGACCUCAGCCACAGUUCACGCUUGGUAGUUUUAGUAAGAGUUUGAAUUACAUUUUCUGCUACUGUAAAUGUAGGCUACACCAUAGGCCUGUAUCUGUAUAAUAAAUAACAUGUAUGUACAGUGGGGGAAAAAAGUAUUUAGUCAGCCACCAAUUGUGCAAGUUCUCCCACUUAAAAAGAUGAGAGAGGCCUGUAAUUUUAAUCAUAGGUACACGUCAACUAUGACAGACAAAUUGAGGAAAAAAAAUCCAGAAAAUCACAUUGUAGGAUUUUUUAUGAAUUUAUUUGCAAAUUAUGGUGGAAAAUAAGUAUUUGGUCACCUACAAACAAGCAAGAUUUCUGGCUCUCACAGACCUGUAACUUCUUCUUUAAGAGGCUCCUCUGUCCUCCACUCGUUACCUGUAUUAAUGGCACCUGUUUGAACUUGUUAUCAGUAUGAAAGACACCUGUCCACAACCUCAAACAGUCACACUCCAAACUCCACUAUGGCCAAGACCAAAGAGCUGUCAAAGGACACCAGAAACAAAAUGGUAGACCUGCACCAGGCUGGGAAGACUGAAUCUGCAAUAGGUAAGCAGCUUGGUUUGAAGAAAUCAACUGUGGGAGCAAUUAUUAGGAAAUGGAAGACAUACAAGACCACUGAUAAUCUCCCUCGAUCUGGGGCUCCACGCAAGAUCUCACCCCGUGGGGUCAAAAUGAUCACAAGAACGGUGAGCAAAAAUCCCAGAACCACACGGGGGGACCUAGUGAAUGACCUGCAGAGAGCUGGGACCAAAGUAACAAAGCCUACCAUCAGUAACACACUACGCCGCCAGGGACUCAAAUCCUGCAGUGCAGACGUGUCCCCCUGCUUAAGCCAGUACAUGUCCAGGCCCGUCUGAAGUUUGCUAGAUUGCAUUUGGAUGAUCCAGAAGAGGAUUGGGAGAAUGUCAUAUGGUCAGAUGAAACCAAAAUAGAACUUUUUGGUAAAAACUCAACUCGUCGUGUUUGGAGGACAAAGAAUGCUGAGUUGCAUCCAAAGAACACCAUACCUACUGUGAAGCAUGGGGGUGGAAACAUCAUGCUUUGGGGCUGUUUUUCUGCAAACGGACCAGGACGACUGAUCCGUGUAAAGGAAAGAAUGAAUGGGGCCAUGUAUCGUGAGAUUUUGAGUGAAAACCUCCUUCCAUCAGCAAGGGCAUUGAAGAUGAAACGUGGCUGGGUCUUUCAGCAUGACAAUGAUCCCAAACACACCGCCCGGGCAAUGAAGGAGUGGCUUCGUAAGAAGCAUUUCAAGGUCCUGGAGUGGCCUAGCCAGUCUCCAGAUCUCAACCCCAUAGAAAAUCUUUGGAGGGAGUUGAAAGUCUGUGUUGCCCAGCGACAGCCCCAAAACAUCACUGCUCUAGAGGAGAUCUGCAUGGAGGAAUGGGCCAAAAUACCAGCAAGAGUGUGUGAAAACCUUGUGAAGACUUACAGAAAACGUUUGACCUGUGUCAUUGCCAACAAAGGGUAUAUAACAAAGUAUUGAGAAACGUUUGUUAUUGACCAAAUACUUAUUUUCCACCAUAAUUUGCAAAUAAAUUCAUUAAAAAUCCUACAAUGUGAUUUUCUGGAAUUUUUUUUCUCAUUUUGUCUGUCAUAGUUGACGUGUACCUAUGAUGAAAAUUACAGGCCUCUCUCAUCUUUUUAAGUGGGAGAACUUGCACAAUUGGUGGCUGACUAAAUACUUUUUUUCCCCCACUGUAUCAUGCUUUCUGUAGACUAACUAAGCACAGAGCAGACAUGAAGAAAGGAAAAUACAUAUUUAAAUUAUCUCUUCACCUCUCUUAUCUUAUAGGCUACUUAGCAUAGUUCCAUGUUGCCUGCUAGCCUUUUGGUCCUAAAUGGGUAACAGUUUAUAGAUGUAAUAGAGAUAUACUGAUCUAAUAAUGUAGAGUGAUAGAGAUGCCUGAAGCCAUUUAGCAGCCAGUAUCCCAGACUGCUAAUACCUUAAACACUGUUAGCCAGCCUUACUGUUAGCUGUUGCAUCUGCUACCACCAGCACACAGAGAGAGAUUUGCCUGGCUCAGCUUAGCACCUUUACGCUAGCUCUCGGCUAGCUCUACCCCGUUGCAGGUUUUCUCAACUGGCGGCCCACAGGUGAUUCAAAGUUUUCUGAGCAAAAAAAUGUAAUAUACAGUGCCUUCAGAAAGUAUUCAUACUGCUUGACAUAUUCCACAUUUUGUUGUGUUACAGGCUGAAUUCAAAAUGGAUUAUAUAUUUUACCCAUCUACACACAAUAGCCCAUAAUGACAAAGUGAAAACAUGUUUGUACGAAUUUUUGCAAAUUUAUUGAAACUGAAAUACAGUAAAUAUCUCAUUUACAUAAGUAAUCACACCACCCAGUCAAUACUUUGUAGAAGUACCUUUGGCAGAAAUUACAGCUGUGAGUCUUUCUGGGUAACUCUCUAAGAGCUUUCCACACCUGGAUUGUGCAACAUUUGCAAAUUUGUACUCCUGAACUUAUUUAGACUCAAGAUAGUUCAGCUUUUAAUUUGUAAUUCAUUUGUAAACAUUUCAAAAAACAUAAUUCCACUUUGACUUUAUGGGGUAUUGUGUGUAGGCCAGUAAAAAAAUCUCAAUUUUAUCCAUUUUAAAUUCAGACUGUAACACAACAAAAUGUGGAAAAGUCAAGGGGUGUGUACACUUUCUAAAAGGACUGUAUAUAUUGUUAUAAUAAUUUUUUUGCACAUAAGACUGUAAAAACACCAGCAAAUCAUCUCCAAGUGAUUUAAGUUAAGGAAAAAUCUGUUCCAAAGUAUUCCCACGCAUAACAGAGAGAUAUAUGUGCUCGUAUACAAAUGUAAGCAAGGUUUGAAAUUAUUAUGUUUUAAUCAAAUAUUAUAUCUGUUUGGGCUGCAAUUAUGUUCCGGCCCCCCGACCAUCUGCUCAAGAAAGAAUCGUCCCACAGCUGAAUCUAGUUGAUGAUACCUGUCCUAUUGUUUCAACUGGAGUUUGACGUUUAAUCCAUUGCAGUGUUGUUGGCAGGCUGAUGUGACUCUCCCAAGUUGAAAUCUCUGCGCAUAAAGAUGUAUUCCAAUGGGAAAUGGAGCAAAAGGAAUGUUUGAGCCGGGCGAGCAAACUCAAUUUGGAGAUGGCGUGCGUGCGUGCAGCGUUAGGUAGACAGUUCUCGCUGUGGCGCCGCGGGGGCGUAAUGAAUAGUCUUUAUUUAAAAAGGCGAGGUGGUAGCGGGCAGAGCGAGGUAGCAGGGCCUGCUGUGUGUGUGUGUGUGUGUGGGUGUGUGUGUGUAUUACAGCACUAUGGACAACAGCAAGUCUCCACAGAGGCCAGAGUCAGCGGAACAGGGCAAUAAAAGCGACAGGCAGGCAGCGCUAAGCAAGGCCCGCUGGAGGAAUGAUGAUGGUGAUCUGGGUUGGUUUAUUCUGGGCUGUUUGCACUGCUUUACACAGGCCUCUUCAAACUCAACUGAGUCACCUCACCUCCCUCCAUCUCGACUAUUAUCUGUGUUAAUUAUCCUGGCCCAUUCAUAUCACUGGCAUACUCUGUGGUGUGUGUCUAAAGAGGCUGGGAAGUUUGUGUGUGUUUCUUGUGCAUUUGCAUGUAGAGACAACCGGUGUGUGUGAGUGGGCCCACCGUUCCGCAGGCCUGUGUGCGCUGUCAUAAUUAGAUUUUCUUCCCCUCGGGGGGAUAGAAAAAUGGCGCUAGGGGAAAUUGUUAUCUUUACGGCUCAGGUGUGGUCCCAAUAGUGAGAUGAGUGACAUUUUUUAUUAUUCUGAUGUAUUUUCUCCUCCCAAUGUUUGAGUGGCGGGUGACCUUGUGUGUCUGGCAGGCUGGAAGAAGCAGAGACACACAUGGCUAAUAGACCACAGAAGGAUAUCAAUCGCUCCGUAAGGAACUUCAUAUAUAUUUACCUCAGAAUAGAUGAGACAGGAGACGAAGUCAUUUAGAACAGAAAAAUAACAGUUUUGCACAGGUGCUGCAAAAAGGUAGGGGGCGAGACAGGAGCGGGAAGGUAGGGAGAGAGAGGGAAAGUAAUAAAGGAGGAGAGGAGAGGCGGUGAGGAGGGACGGAGUAAUAGUUAUAGAGCAGGCACGGUGGGGUCGGCUGGGGAGUGUUUUUAUAGUCUGGGACAUUCUCAGAGCCUUUCACUAAACAACCGUCUCUCUUUCUCAUCAUGUUAAAGAACAACUCCUCCCUCCCUCCCUUGUCGUAGCUCCAGUCUCUCUGACUAAUAUUACUCCUCCGAGAGUGUGUGUAGCGCUCUGAGGCCGGAAAGGCUUUUAGCUUUUCUUUUCCCCACCGUCUCUCUCUCUAUCCAUCACUCGGAAUGGCCCUCUCCUCAAGGCCACUUUCUACAACCUCCCCCUUCACCGUCAACUCCCCUCCCCGGUCAGACAAGUCCCCCCACCUUGUUAGCACCUUAGCGCAAGCUGUGCUGGCCCUCCCUGUGUUUACAGCCAGUAAGGGAGCCCAGUUGGAGAAGGCCUUUAUCGGGACACGGGUGCUGAUAAAGGACGACACUCACCGUGAUUUAUAUCGCCCGGGUACGAAACACCGUUAUUGUCACGGUGAUGCAUUCCCCAUCCCUGCCAGCCGCCACCUCGACUACAUAUUUUUUUUUUUAGACCUCCUGCUUUUUUCUUUUAAACAGGCCCCCAGGCUGGGCUGUCCACAAUGGGUGCCUGUGCGGUGCAGGCUGAUUUCCUGGCUUUAUUAAGGUGUAAUAAGGUGUAAUACACAAGUUAAUAACACGGGGGAGGGGAGGAGGAGGUUUCCGCCUGAGUAGCCCACUCUCUCCGUUAGCCAUUAGCGAUAAAUCAGCAGCUGUUAUUACGUAGCCACUAAUUGAAUGUGAUAGCGGCCGUGCGAUGCAAAUGCAAUCCUCCAGGUGUAAUUGGCAAUCGAGGAGAGCUGCCCACCCCUCUCCGCGGGGGGAGUCGCAUCUCCGCUCUGGCUCUGUGAUUCGCGUGGGCUGCCACGAAUCAUUGAUAUCCACAGCAUGUCGGUACUAGGCUAUGCAAGGCAGAGGAAAAAACACUGAAUGGAAAACGUGCAAAUGAUCAGAGUCAACUGAAAAUAGAGGAAUCUUGACAGUAUUCUCAGUCCAGAUCAUCCUACUCAAACUUGCAGCUGUGUGAAGUCUGCACACCAUCUGGGUUUGGGGCCCUCUCAAAAUGACCGGCCUUUUAAAAGGGGUUAGGUAAACACAUGACAUCAUGGUGACGUCACGGCUGUGGAUUUUGCCAAGCCACCCACACAGGCUUCGGAUGAGACAGUUCUAUCUGCCCUCCCUCGCUCUUUUUCUCUGACUCAACUCACUGACACACACACCCACACUCUUUCUCUCCCCCGGUUACCCAUACUGGUCUUAUUUACUACCUCUAAUCCUAACUCUCUCCUACCUGUCUCCCUCCAGACGAGGCGUGUGCCAACUGUUCGUUUGGGGCAAUCUGCGACGGGCAGUCGGGCCGCUGUGUGUGCCCGCAGGAGUGUGUGGAGUCCCACCAACCGGUGUGUGGCAGCGACGGCUCCACCUACGACAGCGAGUGUGAGCUCCACGUGCGAGCCUGUACCGAGCAGCUUGACCUGCGCGUGCUCGCCCAGGGAGAAUGCAGUGAGUAAUGCACCAAGUGUGUGUGUAUGUGUCUACCAACAGUGUGGUUGUACAAAUAGUAUGUCUUACUAAAGUAAUGUCUCAUUAUUGUAUUUUAGCAAGCAUAUUCCUUUUACAUGAUUCCAAUCAAUAGCCGCUGACACACCCUGUGUGUGUGUAUGUGCAAUCGUCCGUUUGUUUGUGUGUGCGCAUUUGCAGAGACGUGCGGUAGCGCCAUGUGUGCCUGGGGGGCCCGCUGCAUCCAGAACAAGUGUGAGUGCCCGCAAUGCCAGGGCCAGGCCUUUUCGCCCGUGUGCGGCAGCGACGGCUUCACUUACGACAACACCUGCGAGCUGGGCGUGGCCUCCUGCGUCCUCAAGAAGAAGAUUGAGGCGGCCAAGCCUGGCAGCUGCGACGAAGGUAGGAAUUAGGAGAUUGCAAAAACGUUUUGUUAAAUACUUUCUUUCCAUUGACUUCUGUAAUUGUCCACUUUGUUUUGGAAACACCCAUUAAAAUCUCUUUGUAUGAUUUUCUUUCCACUGACUUCUCUUAUGAUCCACUUUGUUUUUGUAGCUACUGUUGAUAGCUGGUGGUGUUGAUAGAACCCUACUGGUACUGGUGAAAUCUCCCACCAUUAGGUAAAAGGAAAUUAGUGACCACUACUGAUAGGGCAGAGGAAAUCUAAACCACGAGACACACAGUGCCUUUUUAAACAUGAUUUGCUUCACAAGUGGCAGCCUAAUUUACACAAGUCCUUUGUGGAGCUCCUCUCCUCUCCUACUGGAACAGGACCAGAGUCUCUACUCCUCUGUCUUUGUGACAAUCAGCUCUCUCUCUGGGUAUCUUUGUCACCGUACGGUUGUCAUGCAGACGAUGUCAGCAAUAGUCCCUUGUGGCCAGACGUAGUCACCGUCACCGAGACUAUCGUCAUCGUCUGA
Molecule: messenger RNA, 42782 nt
Organism: Coregonus sp. 'balchen'
Lineage: Eukaryota; Metazoa; Chordata; Actinopteri; Salmoniformes; Salmonidae
Source: the annotation of a GenBank genome assembly